UUUGUUUCUCCGAAAGAAUUUUUGAAAGGAAUGAAGUUGUUAAAGAAUUGUGGUGAUGGUGGUUUGACUGAAAAUGUUGAAUUUGAUAAAAUUGGGAAUGGAGUUAAAGGAAUAUUUUUUGGUGCUAAAUGGGAUGAAAAUUUUUCACUAAUUUCACGUAAUGGAAGAAAUAUUUUACUUUCUGAUCCUUUAGGGUAUCCUUGGGAAAGAAAAUCUUUGUAUGAAUUAACUGAACAUACAGUCCAUCGAUUGUCAGAAAUGGCUUCUUUGAUUUUAUUUACUGAUGGUUCACCGGAAGACACUGAAUUUUCUAUUCAAUUGUUAACUACCUGUAUUGAUAAUUUAUUACAAGGAGAACAAAAAGACGAACAAAAUGAGUCUAAAAAUACUUUAAAAGGAGAUUUAAUCUCGCUCAAUUCAGAAAAUGCAAAUUCUUUGGGAAAUGAUCCUUUUCAAUUUUUUUAUACUGGCGAGGACCCUAUUUGUGAUGAUGUUUUGGAAAAUCUUGGACAAGAAAAUGCAGAUUUACCUCUUUUAUUAAUUUGUGAUGUGCUUGCUGGACAUUUAGCUAUUUGUGACAAGCCUGAUGUUAGUGAGGAUGUUCUUCGUGAAUUUGUAGAGGAAUAUAAAAAUGGAAAAUGUAAACAAGUUAUUCCAAUUCCGAGUAACAAAAAAGUACAGAGCCGUACUGUUGGUGGAAUCCCUGCAGAAGCGCUUGAACAAUUAUUAAAUAAUUCAGCAACAACAAUUACUUAA
Molecule: messenger RNA, 756 nt
Organism: Meloidogyne enterolobii
Lineage: Eukaryota; Metazoa; Nematoda; Chromadorea; Rhabditida; Meloidogynidae
Source: the annotation of a GenBank genome assembly